AUGCGUGUCAGUAUAACUUACAUCAUCGUGGAUUCGAUGGCAAUGGCCGAGACCAUGCGCUAUAAGCUCAGCAUCGCCGGCGACUACUUCCCUGACCAUCCCUGUCCACCAGACUCAACUUCGCCGACAAUGACACAAGCUACCUGGAUUCGUUCUAUCGGCUGGUCUCUCACGAUUUUUGUGCUGGCGAGAUGGUUCUCCUACUAUCGGCGAGCACCAAAGGUGCUCGCCGUAGGGUUUUGGCCUGUUCCGUAUCUGGGAUCAUGGGUGGCAGCAAUCAAAUUCAUGCUGUGGCCUGUCGAUAUGGUGAAGGAGGGUAUCAAGAAGUCUAAGAAUGGCAUCUUUCGAAUCGCCACUCUCAACGACGAAUUUGUCCUCGUGACCACGAAAGACAAAGUGGCUGAAUACUUGAAGGCGUCCGACAGUGUGCUCAGUAUGCAGGACGGGGCAAACGACCAACAGCAGAUUCCAUUCACCAUGGGCUUCGGAGUAGCAUACAGAACCUACCACAACAUUGUGGUACGGAAGAAAAUCACACCAUCAAUUCCGGCGUUUACACCGAUCAUGGUCGACGAGAUAUCGGCUGCUCUGACCCAAGAGAUUGGCACGCCGCAAGAUUACAAGCCCAUCACAUUUUACAGGGCCAUUGCCAUGACAGUGGCACGCACCAGUAACAGAGUUUAUGUUGGUAAGAGCUUGGCGACCCACGAGGCAUACCUUCAGAACGCAACGGACUACGCGCAAGCGGUAGUUGUGUCCGCGGAGAUACUUCGCUUGGUACCCCAUUGGCUCAAGAGUACGGUGGUCAAGUUUCUCCCAGUCACGACAUGUAUGAAGAAGGCUGUAGCGUACCUUGGGCCUCAGGUCGAGGAGCGCUUGAGUCGCAAAGACUCGAACCGCAAUAGAGAAGAUGAUCUACUGCAAUGGCUGCUCGAUGAGGCGCCUCCAAUCGAAAAGACUGUGUACCAGCUCGUAGAGCGAGUGAUGGCACUAAACGUCGCCUCCAUCCACACAACGACUAUGACAUUCACGGCAGCUAUCUACAGUUUGGCGCUAGAGCCAGAAAAGUACAUGGACACUUUGCGAGACGAAGUGAUCAACAGUUUAGAGGACGGCAAAAUUAGCUUCGGCUCUAUCCAGAAGCUUGUCCACGUGGACAGCUUCCUGAGAGAAUCUGCCCGAUACAACGUCGCUGGCUUGAUGGCAAUGCAGAGAAAUGCAAAGCAGAGCUUUACGUUUUCAGAUGGCACUGUCAUUCCGGCAGGUGCCAAGGUCGGUGCGCCCACUCUGAUCCUACAGCGCGAUGCGAGUUCAUAUGAGAAUCCCCAGGACUUCGAAGGGUUCCGGUUCGUCAGUACUCGCGACGGUCAACCAGAGCUAUCGAAAAGCAUGGUAACCACUGGCACAGACUACCAUCUGUAUGGGCACGGGAGACAUCCUUGUCCUGGAAGGUUCUUCGCUACGCACGAGAUGAAGAUCCUCUUCGCAACACUUCUGCUGAGAUAUGACUUCAAAUUAAAGUCUGGAGCGAAACCGCAAGAGAUUCGGAUCGGGACAAUGGCAAUUCCAGACACGACACUGGAGGUCCUGUUCAAGGCAGUGCCAUCGUUGAAAACCGCAACGAAGUUGACGGCCUGA
Messenger RNA from Cyphellophora attinorum, 1638 nucleotides. Its product is annotated as Ent-kaurene oxidase. Lineage: Eukaryota; Fungi; Ascomycota; Eurotiomycetes; Chaetothyriales; Cyphellophoraceae. The transcript has 3 exons. The record is from RefSeq and is a predicted model, not a curated record. The coding region runs from base 1 to 1638 and encodes 545 amino acids. Gene Ontology annotation, molecular function: monooxygenase activity; iron ion binding; oxidoreductase activity, acting on paired donors, with incorporation or reduction of molecular oxygen.